This is a messenger RNA of Malurus melanocephalus (red-backed fairy wren), 2524 nucleotides long. Its product is annotated as low density lipoprotein receptor adapter protein 1-like. Lineage: Eukaryota; Metazoa; Chordata; Aves; Passeriformes; Maluridae. The record is from RefSeq and is a predicted model, not a curated record.
GUGGCUCGAUCCCGGCUCUGCUAUGGAGGUGCUGCGGGCGGCGGGACGCGCCGUUCUGCGGAGCCCGCACCUCGCCCGGCACGGCCUGGGUCUCCGCCGGCGGCGCAAGCUUCCUGAGAGCUGGGCUGAUAUGCAGGAGCCACUGCUUGAAGGGAUGUGCUUCACCCUUAAGUAUCUGGGCAUGACACUGGUAGAAAAACCAAAAGGAGAAGACAUGGCUGCUGCCGCCAUCCGCAGGAUCGUGGCCACGGCAAGGGCAGGAGCACGCAAGUUUCAGAAGGUGAUUCUGACAGUAUCUCCGAGGGGCAUCUCGCUGCAGGAUGCAGACACAAAGGAAAUGGUGGAGAACAUCUCCAUCUACAGGAUCUCCUAUUGCACAACAGACAAGCUGCAGAACAAAGUCUUUGCUUACGUUGCCCAGAGCCAGGAGAGCGGGGCACUGGAGUGCCAUGCCUUCCUCUCACCCAAGAAGAAGAUUGCCCAGGCUGUGACUCUGACUGUGGCCCAGGCCUUUCAGAUGGCACUGGAUCUCUGGGAAGCAACACAUGCCGGCUCUAGGCAGGAUCAGCCCUUUCACCCUUUAUGUGUCUUGGAGAGCAGUGGGCCCGGCAGAUCCCRUGAGCCAGCCCCUCCAGGGAGCACUCCCUUCAGACACCAGUUUGGGGAGGAGGAGGAGGAGGAGGAGGAGGAAGAUGAUAAUGUCAGUGAAACCUUGUCUGGAAUUAACACCUCUUGUGCCCCAGUCGAGCUCUCCUACAGCACAGCUACUGUGCUACGGCCUGGGGCAGCCCCCGGACAGCUGGACAGAGCAGGGGGGGGUUGGAGACCUCCYCACCACAGGCCCCAGGAUUGCUGGCCCCAAGACUCCCCUGGGCUAAGCCAAAUCUCUGCAACAACGGAUCAGCCACUCAGGAUUCACCCUGUGCCUGCACCAGGGUCAGCCAGUGCCUGCCCUGCCCUGGCACUGCCCUCUCGAACAGGGCUGCUGGCACUGCUGCCAUGGAGUGCAGAGGCUGCAACACCAGCUCCUUGUCCUGUGCCGUCUGCAUGAACUGCCUCGAGCUGCACCUGCUCCCAGCUUGGGCUGGGGACCCAUGCUCCUCCCAGGCCAUGGGACCCAUGCUUGUCCCCCUGCUCAGGCCAUGGGACCCAUGCUCCUCCCUGUGCUCAGGCCAUGGGACCCAUGCUCCUCCCUCUCCUCAGGCCAUGGGACCCAUGCUCCCUCCCAGGCCAUGGGACCCCUGCUCCUCCCUCUCCUCAGGCCAUGGGACCCCUGCUCCUCCCCCUCCUCAGGCCAUGGGACCCAUGCUCCUCCCUGUGCUCAGGCCAUGGGACCCAUGCUCCUCCCUCUCCUCAGGCCAUGGGACCCAUGCUCCCUCCCAGGCCAUGGGACCCCUGCUCCUCCCUCUCCUCAGGCCAUGGGACCCAUGCUCCCUCCCAGGCCAGGCAGGACCACCCUGAGUGCUCUGAGCCUGCCCAAGGCAGCCAGUGUACAUCCUCAGGGAGCAAUAGCUUCUUGGCCUGGAGCAGUAUAUGAUGAAGGCCUUGCCCUGCAGUUCAGCCCUCUACCCUCUCACGAGUGAAAUGAGCUGGUUUUUAAAGGAAAGCUCUGCCUUUAUAGAGAAAUAAACUGAGGUUUUUUACUGUUCUCAUUUGGGUUGAGUGCUGGAUAGGUGCCAUGCAUCAACACGCAAGGUACUGUGUCUGUUCCACUGCCUGUGGUGAGGAUUGCUGUUCCCUGAGCUCAUGGAGCCUGGAACUCGCACAUCUUCCUUGGCUGUGAGUCCCGAGGGAGCUAUUCCUCCUGUGCUGAGGGCUGCCAGGGCCCAGGGUGCCUUUGUGACCUGGAAGAAGCAGAUUCAGGCUGUACUAUACUGGUGUCUUAAGCAUCAAUGAAUGUGACCCGCUGGGGAUGUGACUGAUGGGAGCUGAUGCUGACCAUGCUGAGGCCAGGGCAGACACAAGCCCUUGUGUGCCAGCAGGUCUCUCUCCCCAGCUUGCCUGCUCUGCUCUGAAGUGUGUCUGCCCUGGUGCACCCCAGCUGUGCUCUACACAGGCAAGCCGUGCACUUGAUUUCCUUCCCCAGACAGAGCAGGGGAGGCUGCAGCCAUCAGGAUGUCUGGUUUCUCUGGCAGUUAACAGCUUAUAGCUGUGUUCUGGCUGAGGCACUUGCUGCUGGGCUCUUGGCACAUCUCCACACAGCUGCCCUCAGGCUGUUGCUGACCGCCCAGCCAAGCACCAAUCCCUGGCUGCAGCUGGGGUGGCAUCUCCCAGCGGAUGUCACAGGCACUGGGGACUCCUGGGUUGUCAUGGGUCAGUCAGGAGCUGUGCAGAGUUUUUUGCACUUAUGGUUUGGCAAUAAAAAAAAAACAAACAAAACACACACAUUUUUUUUCUCAAAAAACUCUCUCAAAAUCAAUAAUAAAAAAACCUACCUACUCUCUCUAAAAUUACUCAUUUUUCUACCUUUCUUUAAACUCAUUUUUCCUCAAUUUUUUUUUUUCUUCAUCAUCUAAAAAUUAAA